AUGGAUCAGGAUAGGAGUAUGGGAUCCUCAUUGUGUAGAUAUCUACAACUGGUAGAGGAGGCCGAUGGUUUAACGAAGAUUGAGAACUUCAAUCUGACAGCUGUACGCAUCCUUGAGAACUAUUUCCCAUUGGAAGGAGAGGAUGAUGUUGAAGAGAUGGAAGCAUCAGGCAGUGACUCGGCGACUGCUCCUCCCACUGGCGGCUUUAACUUUGGCUCUACUGGUACAUCUGCCUCAUCUAGUGGAUUCCAGUUUGGAGGUAACCAGUGA
Messenger RNA from Perkinsus marinus ATCC 50983, 270 nucleotides. RefSeq lists its product as hypothetical. The record is from RefSeq and is a predicted model, not a curated record. NCBI's taxonomy places the organism in Eukaryota, Perkinsozoa, Perkinsida, Perkinsidae. The coding region runs from base 1 to 270 and encodes 89 amino acids. The transcript has 3 exons.